Selaginella moellendorffii is the source of this 1217-nucleotide messenger RNA. RefSeq lists its product as uncharacterized. The coding region runs from base 55 to 1047 and encodes 330 amino acids. The transcript is spliced from 7 exons. The record is from RefSeq and is a predicted model, not a curated record. Lineage: Eukaryota; Viridiplantae; Streptophyta; Lycopodiopsida; Selaginellales; Selaginellaceae.
GGCGCAGUUUCCAGCCUAACUCUCACUCCUCUCUAGUGUGUUUCUUAUAAGAUCAUGGCUCUCACAGCAGCUCCAAAGUUCUACAGCAUCGAGUCAGUUGCUUAUCCUGGCUACUAUGUUACUCAGCAAGGCACCCAGAUUGUUCUCAAGUCCAAGGACGCGCUCAAUCCCUUCCAGCUGUGGUACAGGGACGAGUCAUGGCAGUUCCUGACCCAGGAGAUCAGUGACCUCUCUGCGUUCGUGUUUAUAAACCACGGCUCCAAGAAAGCUCUCCGCUCCCAGGAAAUCGCAACUUCUCGACACUUUGCCAAGGCUACUGUUCGAGACUAUGAUCCGGCUGUCGAGGACGAUUCUCUCCUCUGGUCUGUUAGCCGAAGCUCGGACGAUCAAGUUUCGAUCACAAUGACUGGGAAUUCGUCUGUGUUCUUGAGCCACACUUCCUCAAGUUCCAACUUCAAAGACGGGGUACCGGUGGUGACAUCCACCAGCGGUGGAAGCUCCCGGUGGAAGCUCGUCACUUACGAGCCUUCUCAAGUGUACAGGAUUCUGUGUCACUGGUUUGGGCAGUACUUGACUUGGAAGCAGCAAAAUGUGGACGUAACUUUCAAGGAUGCAAUCAAGCACAACGACGAGACAAACGUGGUGGCUGUUAGUCCAAACAACAUUUCUCUCGACGGCAUGAUAUGGUACAAGGUUCCUGCCGGAGGCCGAGACGAUACUACGUACUUCACCUCGUUCAUCCUCAUAAACAAGGUGACUGGUUUAGCACUGAAAGGGUCGACAAAGCCGGGAGACAAGGUGCUCUUGACUCAAUAUGAUCCUCUCGACUACGGUUUCGUGUGGUCUGAGAACCGAUUCCAGGCUUCAAACACGGACUAUCUCGCAAUCAAUCUGGAUGGAACAAACUUGCAGUGGGCUCUGCAGAACGAUGAUCAGUACCAGAACAGUGCGUGGUACCAUCCUCUCACGCUCCGCCCGGCAUCUGCAAACCAAGGAUAUCUUGAGCAGCAGGCCUGGAAAUUCAAUCCAGUGGUGGCAGGGAAUUGACUAUCAGCCAUGUUGUAUACAUAAGGGACACGCUUACCACUUUUCUUCUUGCAAAUAACAAGACUUUUCACGGGAAAAAGAAGCUGAGCACUCCCCAUUUGUUUCCUUUUCCCAUGGAAGCCAUGAGUUUUCGUUCAUUUCCAGUGUCUGCAAGGAUCGACGAUUUAAGA